Messenger RNA from Syngnathoides biaculeatus (alligator pipefish), 6168 nucleotides. RefSeq names its product SH2 domain containing 3Ca (gene sh2d3ca). The record is from RefSeq and is a predicted model, not a curated record. Lineage: Eukaryota; Metazoa; Chordata; Actinopteri; Syngnathiformes; Syngnathidae. The transcript has 13 exons. Gene Ontology annotation, biological process: small GTPase-mediated signal transduction; positive regulation of peptidyl-serine phosphorylation. Gene Ontology annotation, molecular function: guanyl-nucleotide exchange factor activity. The coding region runs from base 73 to 2175 and encodes 700 amino acids.
AUUCAAUAUUAAACUAGUAGCGCUCGCCGCAACAACUCUUGAAGACGGACACAAAUUAAUGGGCAUGGGAAUAUGCACAUGUUUUUAGCAUGCACCUGUUACAAGAGCAGAUCAAACAAAUGCUUGUAUGAAGGCCCAAAAUUCACACGGCCUUUUUUUCUAGUCUUCAGAUGCACGGCGACAGCUGAGACAUUCCAUGUUAAGUUCUCCAAAGAGAAAUACUUGCUGGAGUCUCCUCCCGAGAAGCUGCGUAAGGAGUUGGAGGAGGAGCUGAAGCUGAGUCCUGCUGACAUCCGGAGCCAUGGCUGGUACCAUGGACACAUACCCAGAGAGGUGUCAGAGACCCUUGUGCAGCAUCACGGAGACUUCCUGGUACGUGACUCUCUGAUCAACGUGAGUGACUACGUGCUGACCUGUCGGUGGGACAACGAGGUGUUGCACUUCAAGAUCAGCAAAGUCCUGGUCAAAUCCAGCGACACCAAGGUGCAGUAUGUGCUGGAGUCAGACAGUUUCGACUCGGUCCAGGAGCUAGUGCGCUACUACGCGAGUCAGAGCAAAGCCAUCUCGCAGUCCAGCGGCGUCCACAUCUACUGUCCGGUGAGCCGGACCCUCCCGCUGCGCUACCUGGAGGCCACCUUCGCCCUGUCCGGUGGUAAACACGGCUGCGCCUACUCGCCGUCCAAUCAGAGGGGAGCACACAUCAAGAGGCGGAGUGUCACCAUGAUGGACGGGCUCACGACGGAGAAGAUGAUGCCUCACAGCCCUUCCACUAUCCACCACCACAAAGACGCAAUGAGGAACUGUGCGAUGAGCAUGGACCAGAUUCAGGAGUACCGCUGCCCCUUGUCGCCGGUCGGUGAGACGCCGAUGUCUCCUGCCUAUUGUGCAAUCACCAGACAGAGAGCCCACUCAGGUGGGCGAGUCCUGGCUGUGGUGCCACCUUCCCCUGUCACACGGCGUUCCAGUGACCCUCAGCUCAGCCCCUCUUCCAGCAACAAUCCCCCAGAACACCCUGCCCACGUCUCUCACUCGGCCCACUCUUCCCCGGCCCAUCAUCCCGCUGUCCAGUCGCACUCCUCCGAAACAGCGGGCAGCUACUGCGACCUCAGACCUUGCCCUUCUGGACCCCCUAAACCUCCCACCAAGAGCUACGUGGAGCGGUUACGGGUGGAGGAGGGGAAGAACGAGGGUGCAAGGGAGGAAGGAGAUGGAAUGUGCAGCGCUCCGCAGGUGGAGACCGCUUCCUUGUUCCGGCCAUCCAGAUAUGAGUCUUGCAUCAUGCCCGCUGACAAUAAACCUCUGGAGAUGUCCGUGCUGAAGAGAGUGAAAGAGCUGCUGGCUGAAGUGGAUGCGAGGACGACGGCUAAACACAUCACCUUGGUGGACUGCACGAUUGCAAGAAUACUGGGUGUCAACUCAGAGAUGCAAAGGAUGAUGGGAGUGUCCUCAGGCUUGGAGUUACUCACACUACCUCACGGACACCAGCUGAGACUUGACCUACUGGAGAGGUUCUACACCAUGUCUAUCAUGAUGGCCGUGGAUCUGCUCGGCUGCACGGGAAGCACUGAGGAGCGGGCAGCCCUGCUCCAUAAGACCAUCCAGUUGGCGGCCGAGCUGAAGAGCAACCUGGGUAACAUGUUUGGCUUCGCUGCUGUGAUGAGAGCUUUGGAGCUGCCACAGAUUUCCCGCCUUGAGCAGACAUGGGUGACAUUACGCCAGAGACAUACUGAAGGUGCCAUCCUGUAUGAGAAAAAGCUCAAACCUUUCUUGAAGAAUUUGAACGAUGGAAAAGAGUCCAGCAUUGUGUCCAGCACCACCUUCCCACACAUCAUCCCUGUCCUGUCUUUGCUGGAGCGAGGCCUGGCCCUUGGAGAGGUGCUGGAGCCAUGGGAGAGCGCGGAUGUGGGUGUCGAUGUGGUCAUGCACCACCUAGAGGCGGCUCGAACUGUCGCGCAUCAUGGUAGAAUCUACAGGAGCAAUGUGGAAAGCAAAUUGCAGGGGUUCGAGGUGCAAGCCAACAUCCGCGAGAUCUUCCAGACGGAGUUCCAGAUGCGUUUGCUGUGGGGGUGCCGCGGCUCCGAGGGGAGCCAGCUGGAGCGCUAUGAGAAGUUCGACAAGGUCCUCACCGCCCUCUCACACAAGCUCGAGCCUCCGGUGCGCCACAGCGAGCUAUAGCAACAAUAGUCGCAAAAAAAAAAAAAAAAGACACCCUGCAUCUGCAUUUACCACUCCAAAGUGGUCUUGUCUUGCAUGGCCAUAAAGGGGGGACACGGAGUAGUGCGGGUGGGCCACUGUGAUUGAAGAGGCAGCUAAAAGUACAGCGGGAUGUCACUUGCGACACAACGUGAACUCACUGCAGACACACUGCAAAGCGACAUUGUGGACAUCCUCACUUAUCCCUAAAAUGUCCACGAGAGGAGACAAGACGAUGAUUAUGGUGUCCCCCGAGGGUCAAUGUGCAGACUUUGGCUUUGAUACACAUACACAGAUGCUUCCCCGCUGUCUCACACUAUAGUAGAAAUGACUGCUAACAUCUUAAUUAGGUCAUAAUGUACGUCUUUCUGUGUAUGCCUGUGUGUAAAUCAUGUGAGCAUUCCUUUAUUUCCUAUUUAUUUUUUUAAGGAUCUCCAUCCAUUCAGGACGGUUGGUUUUGUAGACCUUGUGACAAGCUGUAAGGAGCCAUAAAAAACUCAUUAAGGAAGGAGCAGUCCCAUCAAAUAUGGAUCAACCACUCAUUAUUUAAUACAAGAUUCCCAAAUGAAGAAAUAGAAGUGUAAGCUUUGAGAGUUGUUCAAAACAACCGGGGUACAGCGAACAUGCUGUGCACUACAUAUUGCUAAAAGCAGUAUUAAGUGAGGCAAGGUUACUUUAAAAGCCCCAUCUAUGUUUCAUUCACAGCGUAAAUCCUGAUAAUAAUUUUUAAAAAGGAUCAUUUGGACAAAUUAAAUUUAUUAUUUGAAUUGUUUUAUGCAUUGCAAGACUGAUUGCACCUCUGUUUCAAUGUGCGUGUGUGUUUUUUUUCUUUGUCCAGUUCAGCUGUUGGGUCAACCACAAAGGAAGGUCUGUAUCCCUUUUGUGCUGGAACAGUUUUACUGUGCUUUUAAGCUGCCACUGUGGUUUCUUUGUAUCCUGAUUGAUAUUUAUUGAGCAUUACAGUCAUUCAGUCUAACAGAACAAAGUUUUUAAAGGGGGGUGAAACAGUAAAUAAUAUAGGAAAAAGACAAAAAAGGACAAAGCAUUACCUAGUAAACAAGAUGAGGAAAGUAAAGCAUUAUACAACUAGUACAAAGACACAUUGGAAUUGAGUGUUGUAUGGGUCAGUAGUGCUACACCCUCUCAGGGAAGGGCAGGACAGGGACAGGAGGGGAAGCAUGCAGGACACUGGUCAUGGACCUGUUACUCUGUGUGUUGUGGGAGUGUCUGUAAACCAUAAACAUUUGAAGGACCAGAGUGGAAGUGAGGGGAUACCCAAGAAAUUCACAUGGAUACAAGUUAUUUGUCGCAAUGAGCGAGUGGCCCCACACCCAGAAAAUAAGACUCAGAGGUGUUUCUCUGGACAAGCAAGUGAAUUGACAAAGUUUCGCAUGCGCAAUAACCAUCAGAAGUGUCCUGUAGUUGUUGCGCUUGAACCGUGAGGGCUGAGCACCCCACCCAAUUAAGAGACAGGGUCAGGUUCAGGAGUCCACCUGAAAGUAGUCUGGUAGCCAGGACAUCUCCCAUACCGAGGGAUCCAAGUUGAUCCAGCCCACUGAGGCACCCUGAAAACUGGCCAGCAGGAGGAGGGACAGGGGCACAAUGCACCCACCAGCAAACCUCCUUCCCCCACGUACUGCCCCAAACUCCGUGCCACCCCCACCAAAGCGGGAAGCACUCCACCAACCCACUAGGUCCACAAUGUAGCCACUCCCCACCCACCCCAAAGGUGAGAUGGUGUCCCGUUUGAUGAAAAGGAGAGCAAAUAGGGCCGCCCGAUAAGGGAACGAUAAGGGGGGCAACGUGGAUAGCGGCCGCACGGCAUGCAAGGGGAGCCCCCACGCAAAGUGAUGUGUAUGAAUGCAACACAAUUGCCUGCAGAUAAUCUCUUGUUUGGAAUGGAAACGCAACACCGCCUUCAGCGGGGCGCUCCAUUUUGGCUCAAUUAUGCAAAUAAUCAACAGAAAGGAGUGAUUAAUGGUUAAAAGUGUACUGUGUAAUAAUUUUGGAGGUACCCAGUGUGUGAUCAUUCGAGCUCAAUUGAAAGUAAGAACAGGUAUAAACCACAAAUUGGGAUCACAGACUCUUCAGAACCAAUCAAGGGAACAGUCAAAUCACAAAUCCAAGAUCUUGAUGAAGGAAAUAUUAAUACCAGGUGAAUAUUUUUUUAAUUAAAAAAAAUUAACCUGUUAAGAUCAAAAAGAUCAAUGAUUCAUGGAAAUCUAAAUUUUAGAAUCAUAUUUUGCCUCCCCUGAUGUUGCAGCCUGUCUCUUGGUAUGUCAUGAUAUACCCCCUCAGAGGGGUUGCGUGAGGAAAAUGCAAAUCUAUCUGACACAGGACAAAACUUAAUUUUUACUUCCUAAUUGGAGACGUAUCCAGGAAGUACAACGGGUUUGGGAGUUACACUGUGAUGAUUAUGUGUUCCCUUUAUUCUUUUCAGAGGUGUUUAUGUAUGCUCACAGCAUAACCGGUUCAUGAUAACAAUACUGUAGUAGCUACCAGAUAGAGAUAAGUAUUUGACUAAAUCUCCUCAAUCUCGAUAUAGAGUGAAUCAAAUAAAUCCUGUAAAUAUUCUGAGCUCCUACUUACAUGCAUGACGUAGUUUGGGGUGUUCCUCAACUCCCCACACAACAUGUUGCCCAUCAAGCAGGUUACACGCAAACAUUUUUAAAAUCUGAACUCACUUUUUUUAAAUGUGAGAAGCUCCAAAAGUAAGCAGGGGGGGAGGGAAAUCAUCAAGCGUGUGCUUAUUUCUCUUUUCUUUUGUAGUGAACUGGUGAUGACAAACAGCACACCACACACACUGUAAUUGAGUUGCAAGAGGCAGCAUGGUGCCACAGGGCAUCUGAGCUACUGCAAAAUACGAAGAAAAUAUAGAAAAAGCUAGGCUAACUGUUAGCUGAUCUGGUAUCUACACUGCAGUUGUGAAACUCAUACAUUUCUUUUGUGUGUGUGUGGUGACUGACUUGGGAUACACAUUUAACAUACCCCGCACCACAUGAUAAUUUGCUCGGAGUAUCUUUUAAUUACAUCUGACAGUGUGGCCUCUGCUGCUUGGCAGAUUACGAUCAGAAGGCGGCAAAGAAAUGCUCGGAUUCGCCGGGAUUAUCAGCAUGUGUGUAUCCCGUUUAAAACGGCAAAUUAGUUGAGACUGAAUAGACGACGCUUCAAUUGACAGAAUAAUCAAUUAUCAUGCCCAUCCCUAACACUAGCACCAUAAGUGUACCAAACUGCAGUAUAGCAGUAUUCAAUAAUUGACUCCAUUAGGGCAUGCUGUAUGGGUUCCUACUUAUUUAUACACUUGUUAGACUGCUUCUGUUGGAUGUCAUCUUUGGAGGAGCCUGAGAGGGCCGCAGAUGACUCUCAGAGCUAUGCAAUCGUUUCAGUCAAAGGGCGCCACCCAUUUGAAUUAUUCUUCUUAAUAUUUGGGGCUGGGGGGGUUGCCGCCUCUGCUGUCACCUUGUUGUCUACCUCCAAAUCAAAUACAAAUGAUGUAUAGGCAUUCUAUAAUAGAGUCGAAUGUAUGUGUCAGGUAUCGAUUUAAAGUGAACUCGUUCUCAGUCUGAUCCAUGCAUCUUUAUAUGAGUGUUUGUCUUUUGGGGUGCGAAACAGGUUUGAGGGUACUGCUUUAUCGGUCAUGCAAAAAGAGGGGCCCUUUCCCCUCAGAGCCCGACAGGGGGCGACCUUCAUUCACACAAGGUCAAUGGUAAAACAUCCUCAAGUACUGUGAUGUGUAUGUACUGAAUGAAGCCUACUGGUUUAGGUUUGUCAUCUGCUCACACUGAUGAUGGAACAGUGAUUUUUCUGCGUGUUUGUAUUCAUUCCUGUUUUGGAAACUAAACAGUGACCCUCUGAGGACUGCAUGGGAUGAAAAGUUGAAAGACAGGAUGAUGAAUUUCGUUGUGUUUGCUUAUUUUUUUUUUUCUACAUAUUGUACAUAGCAAGUCACUCUUUUUCAAAUAAAAUGAUUGCUUG